This is a messenger RNA of Cucurbitaria berberidis CBS 394.84, 1233 nucleotides long. Its product is annotated as glycoside hydrolase family 5 protein. The transcript is spliced from 3 exons. Bases 1 to 1122 code for a protein of 373 amino acids. NCBI's taxonomy places the organism in Eukaryota, Fungi, Ascomycota, Dothideomycetes, Pleosporales, Cucurbitariaceae. The record is from RefSeq and is a predicted model, not a curated record. Gene Ontology annotation, molecular function: hydrolase activity, hydrolyzing O-glycosyl compounds.
AUGAAGAUAACGGCACUUCUUCCACUCGUAGCUGCUGUGGCGGCGCUGCCAGCACAGAGCGACAUCGCAACACGGGCUUCGAUAUCAAAAGUCGAUGGGUUGAAGUUCAACAUUGACGGUGUUACCAAGUACUACGCAGGUACCAAUAGCUACUGGAUUCCCUUCCUCACCAACGACAAUGAUGUCGACGUAAUUAUGGGACAUCUGGCGACCUCCGGUCAUAAGAUCCUGCGAGUCUGGGGGUUUAACGAUGUCAAGUCCGUCCCUGGCUCAGGCACUGUGUACUUCCAAGCUUUCUCCGGCUCCUCUGCUACCAUCAACACCGGAGCUAACGGUCUGCAACGUCUGGACGCGGUGGUGAAGGCAGGGGAGAAGCACGGUAUCAAGCUCAUCAUCAACUUUGUCAACAACUGGACAGACUAUGGCGGGAUGGCCGCCUACUUCUCCGCUUGUGGUGUCAGCAGCAACGAACAAUGGUACGCGGCAGCAAGAUGCCAAACCCUUUACCAGAACUACGUCAAAGCCGUGAUAUCGCGCUACCGAACUUCGAAUGCCGUCUUCGCGUGGGAGUUGGCCAACGAACCUCGCUGCAAGGGCUGUGCAACCUCUGUCCUCACGACCUGGAUCCGCAAAACAUCAGAUUACAUCCGCUCCCUCGACAAAGACCACAUGAUUACUGUAGGCGACGAAGGAUUCGGUCUCGCAGGCGACGGCUCCUACCCCUAUCAGUUUAGCGAAGGCUUGGACUGGGCUGCCAACCUAGCCUUGCCAUCGAUCUCCUUUGGCACGUUCCAUUUGUAUCCCGAUAGCUGGGGAGUGAAUAAUACGUGGGGCAAUGGAUGGAUUCAGGCGCAUGCGAAGGUUUGCGCACAGCUGAAGAAGCCGUGUUUGUUUGAAGAGUAUGGGGUUCCGCAGGCGGCUCAGCAUUGCAGUGUGGAAUCGGAGUGGCAGAAGACCAGUUUAGGGCUGAAGGACAGUGGUAUGGCGGCAGAUUUGUUCUGGCAACUAGGUGAUACGAUCAAGAGCACGGGACAGCAGACACAUAAUGAUGGGAAUACCAUUUAUUAUGGGACUUCGGACUGGAAGUGUCUGGUUGAAGAUCAUGUGAAGAGGAUUGGGUGAAAAAGAAUUUUUGGAGACGAGCUUAACUUGUAUAUAUUCCUGUCACAUCUUCUCCAAUACCACCUGUUCUUGUUAAGUAACGCUGUAUAUAUUCUAGUACGCUGUGCCUGG